Carya illinoinensis is the source of this 901-nucleotide messenger RNA. RefSeq names its product peroxiredoxin-2E-2, chloroplastic. Gene Ontology annotation, cellular component: cytoplasm. The record is from RefSeq and is a predicted model, not a curated record. Gene Ontology annotation, molecular function: thioredoxin peroxidase activity. Bases 71 to 757 code for a protein of 228 amino acids. Gene Ontology annotation, biological process: cellular response to oxidative stress; hydrogen peroxide catabolic process; cell redox homeostasis. Lineage: Eukaryota; Viridiplantae; Streptophyta; Magnoliopsida; Fagales; Juglandaceae. The transcript has a single exon.
CUCAGGUGACAAUGUGACAUUCUCCCUCCCCGAUCUUCAAUCCAAACCCACACUCUCUCUCUCAAACACAAUGGCUGCCACUCUCUCCGUCUCAAGGCUCCUCCUCUCAUCCCCCAGAAUCCUCGCCCUCUCCACCAAAACCUCUCUCUUCCACACCGCCACGACCCUCUCCUCCAAACCGUCUUUCACUUCACUCCCAUUCAGAUACCAUCACCGCUCAAAACCCCUCAAAUUCUCCACGGCCACCACCAAAUCCACAAUAUCCGCCACCAUCGCAGUCGGCGACAAGCUCCCGGAAUCCACGCUCUCCUACCUCGACUCCGACGGUGAGAUCCAGACCACAACCAUUUCUGACCUCACCAAGAACAAGAAAGCCAUCCUCUUCGCUGUUCCCGGCGCCUUCACCCCCACCUGCUCCCAGAAGCACCUCCCUGGAUUCGUCGAGAAGUCCAAGGAGCUCAAGGCCAAAGGGGUAGACACCAUCGCCUGUAUCUCGGUCAACGACGCCUUCGUCAUGAAGGCCUGGAAGGAGAACCUCAAGAUCAACGACGAGGUGCUCCUGCUGUCUGAUGGGAAUGGGGAUUUCACCAGGGCUAUUGGGUGCGAGCUCGAUUUGAGCGAUAAGCCCGUGGGGUUGGGUGUGAGGUCCAGAAGGUAUGCGCUCUUGGCCGAAGAUGGGGUUGUCAAGGUCUUGAAUUUGGAGGAGGGCGGUGCGUUUACAUUCAGUGGAGCUGAGGAUAUGCUCAAAGCUCUAUGAACUUGGUCAGCUUGUGACCUUUCCUUUGAAUUUCUUCGGUUUUGGGAUUUCCUUGUUCUUCGCUAGUUCGCUGGAUGUACAUCUCUUUUGCUGAAUCAUGGACUAUUUUUUGUCAAUAAAAUUAUGGAAAUGAACUUUAUUUUA